ACUCUGUCUCUUCCACUUCCUCCUUUUAAGUCUAGCGAACAGCACAGGCGGCUACUCUGCGUCCGGCGAACAACAGUGUUGCAGGUCUUCAACCGAGUCUCUUCUCUUGUUCUGUGCUUGUCCAAGCCUUUUAACCGGAUGACUUUCUUUUUGUGCAGGCUCUUCGAAGUUCGAAGCAAUGUCUCGGAGAUUUAAGCGGAAGGAGGAGGACGAGAGUCCGUCUGAGGACGGCCAUGGCGCUCCUCCUAAGAAAGCUCCGAGGACUGAUUCCUCCGGUGAUUCCGACGAGAUCGUUGUCUGCGAUAUAUCUCACAAUAGAAGAGUGAAAGUUAGGAAUUGGCAAGGAAAAAUCUGGGUUGACAUUCGCGAGUUCUAUGUGAAGGAUGGAAAACAACUUCCUGGCAAGAAAGGCAUAUCAUUGAGUGUGGAUCAGUGGAAGAUGCUCAGGGAUCAUGCAGAAGAGAUUGACAAGGCGCUUGCUGAAUCUUAGGUGCAUAUGGAAUUAUCUGGCGUAAAUAGUACUAGUCUGAGAGGGUAGUCGUGUUGUGCUCUUGAAAGUGUCCUGUACUAUGACUUAAGCUCUAUUGAAGCUGAAACUGGAGGCUUUUUGUAGGAAUGACUGGGAAAGAAUGUCGAUUCAUACUUUCCCGCCAAACCAAUCUUUCUGUGUAUUGCAAAACUUCCGUCAGUUUGGUGAAGCCAGGGCACUGACUUUUGACUCUACUGAAUUGUUGUGACUUGUGACAUGCCUCCCGGAUAUGUAAUAUUUGGUAGACUUGAAUUCGGUUCUUGUUUUGUAAUAUUGAAUCAUGCAGCUAGGCCAGUAAUGCUAAUCUUUGCUUCAUACUUUCAUGUUCUAGAUCCUGUUCUCGUUCGUUUGAUCGUCGAGGGAGUUUGGAGCAUGUGUAGCAGACUUGCAGGCCAACUUGGUAAAAUUUCCAGGAUGGAAUCCAGGGGUCCUGUUUUCAGGGCAGGCAAUAGUUCAUUACACAGUGGACCAAAUCAGACCUGAUUAGGCAUGAUGCGGUUUGGUGUUCUAAAAAUAUAAGAGUGAUCAUAUU
Messenger RNA from Linum trigynum, 1061 nucleotides. NCBI's taxonomy places the organism in Eukaryota, Viridiplantae, Streptophyta, Magnoliopsida, Malpighiales, Linaceae. The record is from the annotation of a GenBank genome assembly.